Molecule: messenger RNA, 688 nt
Organism: Hypomesus transpacificus
Lineage: Eukaryota; Metazoa; Chordata; Actinopteri; Osmeriformes; Osmeridae
Gene: smim12
Product: small integral membrane protein 12
Exons: 2
Coding region: 163-441 (92 amino acids)
Source: RefSeq, a predicted model, not a curated record
AGUAGCUAUUGGCUAAGCUAACGACAACUAGUCAUCCAAUAGUCUUAAUUACCCUUGCUGGUACUAUCAGGGAAUAGGUAUUUUUAACAUCUAGGUUAGCUUGCUGAUGUUGCAGGCGAAUAGGUUGCGCUUAUUGCUCUCAGCCCUUCCAGCACUGCAGUCAUGUGGCCAGUAGUAUGGACAGCCAUGCGGACAUAUGCUCCUUACAUAACUUUUCCCGUAGCCUUUGUGGUGGGGGCUGUGGGCUACCACCUGGAGUGGGUCAUCAGAGGGACCCCCACUCCCAGACCGGGGGAGGAGAAGAGCAUUGUGGAGCUGAGGGAGGAGAGGAAGCUGGAGGAGCAGGCUGGUCAUGAUAGUACCCAGGUCCUCAGCCUGAAGGAGAAACUGGAGUUCACCCCCAGGGCAGCGCUUGAGAGAAACCGACCCGAGAAGAGCUAACCGUUCCCGGGCAGAGGACCUGAAUCUCCCCCAACCCCAACCAUGUAGCCCUGGUUCUGUGGGGAAGGAGUUCUGCGUUUUUGAUUAGGUGUGACAAUAUGGAAGACUUUCUUUCUGACUCAGCUGAAGUCCUUGGGCACUCAAACUUGUGACUAGUUGGUUUUGAUCUGUUUGUCUGGUCUUAAAUUUCAAUAAUAUAAAGUAUUGUGGGGUUGUUUGAGAGAGUGAGAGAGAUAAAGCAGUGUUU